AUGACAGUUUUUUUUCUUUGUGUGGUGGUGGCGAUGACUCGGGAUGUGGAGUGGGGGGAAGGGGGGGAAGUACGAAGUAUGUACAUAAGUAUGCACAUGUGCGUGCAGAUGGGGGCGGACAUUUUGUUUCAUGACGCGAAGGCCGUGAGCCAUGUUUGGAAUGCAGGAUUCCCAGAUUCCUAG
Bipolaris victoriae FI3 is the source of this 183-nucleotide messenger RNA. RefSeq lists its product as hypothetical. The transcript has 2 exons. NCBI's taxonomy places the organism in Eukaryota, Fungi, Ascomycota, Dothideomycetes, Pleosporales, Pleosporaceae. Bases 1 to 183 code for a protein of 60 amino acids. The record is from RefSeq and is a predicted model, not a curated record.